Medicago truncatula (barrel medic) is the source of this 1176-nucleotide messenger RNA. Its product is annotated as protein FLOWERING proteinUS T. The record is from RefSeq and is a predicted model, not a curated record. The coding region runs from base 46 to 582 and encodes 178 amino acids. The transcript has 4 exons. NCBI's taxonomy places the organism in Eukaryota, Viridiplantae, Streptophyta, Magnoliopsida, Fabales, Fabaceae.
UACAUUAUUAUAUUAGCAACAAAAAGAAAAAAUACAUUAUUAAUUAUGCGUAUUAAAUCAAUGAACCCUCUUGUGGUUUGUGGUGUAAUUGGAGAUGUUUUGGAUCCCUUUACAAAUUCAGUGUCUUUGAGGGUCGUUUAUGAAAAUAACAAAGAAGUCAGCAACAGUGGCGAGCUGAAACCCUCCCAAAUAGUCAAUCCACCAAGAGUUCAAGUUGGUGGAAAUGACCUCAGGACUCUAUACACUCUGGUGAUGGUGGACCCUGAUGGACCAAGCCCUAGUAACCCUAAUAUGAGGGAAUACCUGCAUUGGAUGGUAACCAAUAUUCCAGCGACUACAGGGACAACUUUCGGACAAGAGAUAGUGAGCUAUGAAAAUCCAAGACCAACAUCAGGGAUUCAUCGUGUGAUAUUUGUGUUGUUUAGGCAACCUUGUAGGCACACAGUAUUAGCUCCUGGAUGGAGACAAAAUUUCAUUACAAGAGAUUUUGCUGAAUUUUACAAUCUUGGAUUACCUGUUGCUGCUCUCUAUUUCAAUUGUCAACGAGAAAAUGGUUCUGGUGGAAGGAGGUUGAUCAUCUAAUAAUAAUAAUAAUAAUAAUAAUAUCGUACACUAUAAAUAAGAAAUGAUCGUGGAGUUUAGUUCUGAGAAUUCGUCGAUUGCUUUGGAUGAAUUGAAAAGUUAAGGCACAACACUCCUAUCGUGAGGCAAACUAUUGCGCAAAUGUUCUAGCCGGCCAACAAGUGGUACAAUAUGGGCUCUCAAUUGAUGAUUUGUUAGUCGGUGUCUAACUCAAAUUAGACACUUGUUGCAAGCUCAUUUAUUAGGCUAUCUUUUUUAAUAAAUAAGAAGGUCGAAGACAAAAAAAAACUACAACAAAAUCAAACAGGAGAUAGAAACACUUCUUCAUGCGUGUAUAAGAAGAUACUUGAGAAGUGCAUGUACUCAUGCCCGACCUUGGGAGUGUAAAGUGCUCAACUAAACCGGACCUCCAAAAGUUAUAGGUCUCAAAAUAAAAAUUUAGUCUGAUACUCACCCUUACUUAAAUAAAAAUAAAUAUUUGUUACUUCUUUUUCUUUCUUCAGUACAUGUUUGACUUUAGUUAUCAUUUCUGGAAAUAAAUCUGAUGCUAUCAAAUCACCCCUAAUUUGUAUAAUUACUUUAUCAGUCAAUUUG